CAAUCCGAUCAUCCAAGAAUGAUUUUUUAAAUAAAAUAGAUGCUCGUGCCCGAUUCACAAUUAGUUUGAUAAUUCAUUUCGAUCGAUUCUAAUUAAUUGACGAAUCGCUCGCAAACGCAACAUCAACGAUAAAACCAAACCCAGUGUAAUAAUAAUAAUAAUAUUAGUCGUUGUGUAAAGAAAAAUAAAGAAUUCUGUUUUAGUUCCGUCGCUUUGACGUGCCAGCUCAAAAAUGAGGUUAAUGAAUGCAUUGGCGGCAAUUAUUUUAGUUAGUUUUGUGUCGGUGCAGGCAAAUAUUUUCACGAAACAUGGACGAAAUACAAACGUUCCGCCAACAUUGUUGGAUGUAAUGCGACAACGAUAUUUUUCAACCGAAGAUGCUCUUUGGCGUGCCAUUACGGGUGGCUUGGAAAUUUCACAAGUAUUGCAGCAAAUUCACAGUGGUCAUCGUACAUUUUUGAGCGAUAGUUUUGCGGAGCGCUCUUGUUACUUUUCCACAUUUGAUCCGGAUGAAAAGGUGCUCGACGAUACGAUUCGGAAAAUCAAUCAAUCGGUCGCAACAACCAUUGAAAACUACUUACAUUCAAGCCGAUCACGUUUCCGUGAAACCGAUUCACUCGCAAUAAGCGCCCGAAAUUUCAAUUUAACGUUUCAACUGGAUAAAUUAUUUGAAAUCACCGGCACCACCGAUUUCUAUAUGACCAUUCGAAGUAAAGCACAACUUAAGCAAUGCGAUAAAAAUGUGAUGGUCAUUAAAUCGGCAAAUCAACUCAUCUACGAAUAUUAUCACGAUAUUUCAAUGGCUGAACUUAAGGCCUAUGCACUUGUUCAAUUGUCUUUCAUGUUCUUUACUGUGUACAAUCGAGGCAACUUCCGAAAACAGGCACAAGAUUUGCGAGACAAAUAUUUAGACCGAACCCGUCAAACCCAGGAUAUUGUUCGACAUUUGUUAGAAAAUUCGAAGCGUGACAUUUGGCGAUGUGAUCCAAAUCACUAUACCGUUGGAACAUACGAAGAGGUCACAAACUUCUUACAGGGCUACAUUGACAACGAAGUUAACUUGAAUGAAGAAUCAACAUGCCAAAAUACAUGCGAAGAUUAUAAAGCAACGAAAAAUUAUCGAUGCUUUGACGGAACUUACUGUGCACUAAAAUCAGAGGGUGCCGAACGGGAUCGUGCAACGUGCAAAGGAAAAAUUGUCGACUGUCAAUUCAUGGGAAACGAUUUAAAUGUUUGUACAACGCCAAACCAAUUCUCGAGACGGUAUGACGUACUUCACUAUGAUAAUGGAAAUAUUCUUGGUCGAAAUGGAACUGAAGUAUAUGAAAAAUGCGCGGAUGAAUCAACACGGAUACAAUCAUGGACUCGUUGGGUGGUGAAAUGUGCAAAUUGCUUCUGUUUAUGCGAUGAUCAAAAACAUUCGGAGCGACAUUUCAGUUUGCGUGAUGUUGUGUCUGACAUCAAGAAAAAUCGAGUGGUGUCGGCAGUCGCUUUGAGGAAGUUCCAAGGCAUAUUUCAUUUGGUGAUUGUUGAACGUGAACUCAAACCAUAUGCAACGUUAAAUGUAACAAAUCCCACGUGGCAUUUGUACAAUGCCGUUGAAUAUUUUCAUAUUCAUGAUGCGCUUGUACGCGAGGGAAUCGACUAUCACACACUGACCUGGCAGAAUCGUUCAAUUAAUUUAGAUACAGUUGAAGUGCCAACGGGCAAAGUGGUGACAGGUGUCCGUUUUCGUGUGUUUGAUGGUGCAAUCACAUUACAAGUUCGAGCAACGGAUUUCGAUUUCAUUUCGGGACAAUUGAAAAAUGUGGAUCACAGUUUUUGGUAUAUGAAUGAUAACAGUGUAGAACGAACGGAAAUACCAUUAGAUAGUCUUGACAUUCCGACUCUAUCACCCGAAAAAUCGAUUCCAAAUGUAUUGACGAAGCGGUUUGUGAAAUUUGGACCAAGCGAUAAAUAUAAAGAUCUUGCCCAGACCACCAUACCAUUCAUUGACAGUCAAUUGGUCGAAUCACACAAUCCAAUGCCAUUGUCUGGCGUUGGUUUAUUCUGGAAAGCAUUUCCCGGUUACGGCGGUUUUGUAGCACCAAAAAUUUUAAACUAUAACUAUGGUGCACAUAUUGGCGCCUUAAGCAAGUCCUAAGUCUGAAAUCGAUAACAAAGCGAAAACAAAAACCAUAUCCACCUACAAGCCGUAAUUACAACCGGUAAUAAUUAGUCGAAUAAGCCAAAUAAUAUAUUGUAAUGACGGUGUUAACGAAAAAUCGAUAGAAAAAAACACAGGUAUUAUAGCACGGUCAUUUUUUUAUUUAAGUAAUUCACCCAAAAAUCAUUUCUCUCUCUAUACUUUUGUUUUAUUCAUUCCGACUUUGAUUUUUCCGAAUUGAAAUUCGAGGGUUUCCACGCAAAAGAAAUUCCAGCAUAUUGCGUUUUAUUGCGAAUUUUUUUUAGAUCGUGUGCACUCAAUAAAAGGGAGAAAUAGUUUAAUGCGAAGAAGAAUAGGAAGUUGGGAAAGAGUAGACAGUUUAAAUGAACCAAAUAAGUUGAAUAAAUGUAGAGUUUUAUGUAAUAAGUCCAAUAAAAACUGUUUUUAUUUUUAUUUUAUUUUCACCCAAGUAGAACCCAAUAAAGCGGGUCAUGUAAAUACUUAAAAUAAUUCGUUUUUCGUCGACGAAUUGUUUGUCAUUGUAUUGCGUGCAACAAUUACACGCCACAGAUUAUAAUGGUUGCUUUUAAGGGUGCAUGUGAAUAUUCAGCAAUACCCGAGCACACUUCAAAUAGAGUACCAUAAAAUAAUUGACCCAAUAGGUGAAUUGCUGUUUCGUUUUUUUUUGCAUGGAACCGUUUUUCUACUGUAUUUAAAAGAACAAUAAAUAUUCGCAGUGCUUUAAAUGCA
Messenger RNA from Contarinia nasturtii (swede midge), 2896 nucleotides. RefSeq lists its product as uncharacterized. Bases 233 to 2143 code for a protein of 636 amino acids. NCBI's taxonomy places the organism in Eukaryota, Metazoa, Arthropoda, Insecta, Diptera, Cecidomyiidae. The transcript has 7 exons. The record is from RefSeq and is a predicted model, not a curated record.